This is a messenger RNA of Varanus komodoensis (Komodo dragon), 1236 nucleotides long. RefSeq names its product dihydrofolate reductase (gene DHFR). The record is from RefSeq and is a predicted model, not a curated record. Gene Ontology annotation, molecular function: dihydrofolate reductase activity; NADP binding. Bases 100 to 663 code for a protein of 187 amino acids. The transcript has 6 exons. Lineage: Eukaryota; Metazoa; Chordata; Lepidosauria; Squamata; Varanidae. Gene Ontology annotation, biological process: tetrahydrofolate biosynthetic process; dihydrofolate metabolic process; folic acid metabolic process. Gene Ontology annotation, cellular component: mitochondrion.
CGUAGAGGGUGGACUUUGCUCCUCUCGCGGGCAAAUUUCAAUCUCCAAGCUGAGCGUCUCGUUUCUGCGAGCGGAUCCGGCAAGGAACAGGAAGGCGUGAUGGUGCACUGUCUAAAUUCCAUCGCGGCGGUGAGCAAGAACAUGGGCAUUGGGAAGAACGGAACGCUCCCUUGGCCUCCUCUCAGGAAUGAGUUUAAGUAUUUUCAGAAAAUGACCAAGACUGCUACAAAAGAAGGAAAACAAAAUGCUGUAAUAAUGGGUAAAAGGACCUGGUUCUCUAUUCCUGAGCAAUCUCGCCCUUUAAAAGGUAGAAUCAAUAUAGUACUCAGCAAGGAACUGAAGGAAAUUCCUAAAGGAGCCCAUUACCUGGCCAAAAGUCUAGAUGAGGCACUUGAUCUUAUAGAAUCACCUGAGUUGGCAAGUAAGGUAGACAUGAUUUGGAUAGUUGGAGGUGCGUCAGUUUAUAAGGCAGCAAUGGACAAACCUGUUUUUCAACGACUGUUUUUAACAAGAAUCUUCCAUGAUUUUGAAAGUGAUACAUUCUUUCCAGAAAUUGAUCUUGAAAAAUACAAACUUCUACCUACCUAUGACGGUGUCCCUGUUGAUAUCCAGGAAGAGAAUGGCAUUCGGUACAAAUUUGAAGUCUAUGAAAAGAACAUUUAGACCUUAGUUGAUAUGCUUCUGUACACCUAUUUCUUAAUCCACCUAUUUUGCAGAAUGAAUUAUAAUCUUUGCCUACUUUGCAUGUUUUCUAUGAGGAAAAAGAAGUUAAGCUAAGCAUUUCCCACUCCCAGCUGUAGAAGCUACCUAUCUUGACAAAGAAGACAGCUACUACUGUAGCAAAGCAACAAAGAACUUUGCAAAAGAUAGCCUAACUGCAAUUAAGGAAGCAGCAGGUGUUUCUCCUUUUUUAUUCCAGAGUGCAGGUGAAAAACAUGAUCCUAUGUAAAAUUGCAUAGGGUACUGAGAUUUAUUUCCAAGAAAAUAUGCAUAGGCUCAGUUGUAACCAAAUCUCUUUCACAUCUCUCACAUCUCUGGCUCUAUCUUUCUUCCUCUUCAGCUUCCCAGGCAAAUUUAAGUGCUGUUGUGGACAAAUCCAUAAUACAGAGAAUUUAGAAUGUAAAUGUUUUAUUUUGUACGUAUAAACUUUUCAAACUUUCCACACUUGAGCCAAAAGAAGCAUUCCAUAUUUAAGCCAACUGAAUAAAAACAUUAAUGAAAAAAUGGUUAAUUGUA